GAUAAUAAGUCCAUGGUGCAGGCUGCGCAUGCAGUUACUCCUGGACCCUCACAACACCUCACCCUACUUCACCCUCAAACCAUCGAGGACUUCCUAACUGCAUCAUUCUUCCAUCGCAAUGAAAUUGCAGGGACUCCCGACUAUCUUAAUAUCAAGCGCAAUGAAUGCGCAGAUCAACUUGCGAAAGAAGCUAGCAAACACAAUGGCUCACUUGUUACAACAUGCCAACACGGAGACGCAAUGAGGAAAACUUGCUGA
Suillus discolor is the source of this 258-nucleotide messenger RNA. RefSeq lists its product as uncharacterized. The transcript has a single exon. The annotation marks the transcript as partial. The record is from RefSeq and is a predicted model, not a curated record. Lineage: Eukaryota; Fungi; Basidiomycota; Agaricomycetes; Boletales; Suillaceae.